Messenger RNA from Aedes albopictus (Asian tiger mosquito), 1023 nucleotides. It is a transcript of the gene TBCB, whose product is annotated as tubulin-folding cofactor B. The coding region runs from base 138 to 863 and encodes 241 amino acids. Gene Ontology annotation, biological process: tubulin complex assembly; cytoplasmic microtubule organization; post-chaperonin tubulin folding pathway. The transcript has 2 exons. The record is from RefSeq and is a predicted model, not a curated record. Gene Ontology annotation, molecular function: alpha-tubulin binding; microtubule plus-end binding. Gene Ontology annotation, cellular component: microtubule plus-end; cytoplasm; nucleus. Lineage: Eukaryota; Metazoa; Arthropoda; Insecta; Diptera; Culicidae.
UUAGUCAUCAUCAUCAUUAUCGCCGAUCAUUCAAUCGCGAAAAGAAACGCCGGAAAGUCAAGUCUGCUGUUGCUGCGGAAGAACAUCUGUGAUUUUUAAGCUCCGUUUCCGUAAAUUGAGUGAUAUUUGGUACCGAAAUGUCCGAUCUAUCCGUGGUGAGCGGUUCGGAUGUGGUGAAGAUCAACAUCUCCAACUCGCACAACGAUGCCGUUUCGUUCGAGCGGAAGUACAGCAAGUCGCUCAAGAUUUCCGAAUUCAAGGCAAAACUGGAACCGAUAACCGGUGGAUCGGCAGCGACCAUGAAGCUGGAGCUGUACAGCGGAGAUCGGCUGAUUAGCCGAUUGGACGAUGACGACAAGAUGCUGGGAUUCUACUCGGUGGAGGACGGCAUGAGGGUUCAUGUGAUAGACAGCUUUGCCUUCGUGCAGGAAAACGUCCAAAAGUUCGAGCUCAGUCAGGACGAGUACGAUAAGAAGCAGGACAGUCUGCGGAACUAUCUGAAGCGAAACAAGCUGGGCAAGUACAACGAGGAGGAGAUGGCCAAGCUGGAGGAGGAGCGUCGGAAGCAGGAAGAGGAAGAUGCCAAGAAGUUAGAACAGGCAACCAUCGGGGCGCGCUGUAAGGUAAUGACCAAGGGACACCCCACUCGUUUGGGGACAGUCAUGUACCGAGGAGAGAUUGAAGGUAAGCCAGGGGUUUUCAUUGGAGUGAAGUUCGACGAGCCGCUGGGAGUCAACGACGGCACGGCUAACGGAAAACGGUACUUCGAGUGUCCUCCCAAAUAUGGUAGCUUUGUGGCAGCUAAAGCAGUUGAAAUUGGGGAUUUCCCUCCUGAGAAAGAUGAGUUGGAUGAUGAACUGUAGAGAUCGUAGUAUGCAUUCCAAAUGACAAUCUCCUUUCUUUUUAUUCUGUCCUCUAUUUUUUCACCAUUACCAGUCACUAAUUAUUAGUACUCCUCGAAACUUUGUGAGUUGCGCCCUGCUUCGCAUUUGUGCAAAAUAACUAGCUUAAGCAAUCUUCAAA